Molecule: messenger RNA, 2141 nt
Organism: Triplophysa dalaica
Lineage: Eukaryota; Metazoa; Chordata; Actinopteri; Cypriniformes; Nemacheilidae
Gene: rnf7
Product: ring finger protein 7
Exons: 3
Coding region: 80-394 (104 amino acids)
Biological process (GO): anaphase-promoting complex-dependent catabolic process; protein ubiquitination
Cellular component (GO): anaphase-promoting complex; nucleus; Cul5-RING ubiquitin ligase complex
Molecular function (GO): cullin family protein binding; zinc ion binding; ubiquitin protein ligase activity
Source: RefSeq, a predicted model, not a curated record
GUUAGAGACCGAGCUUUGUGUCUGCAGACAAGCACAGCUCAGCUCAACCAUUUUGAUUCUGCGGCUGCGCCUCUUCGCUAUGGCGGAGAUGGACGACGGAGAAGAGCCGGGUUUAGUUCACACACACAGUGGCUCGUCUGGGUCCAAAUCCGGGGGAGACAAGAUGUUUUCCCUCAAAAAGUGGAAUGCAGUGGCGAUGUGGAGCUGGGACGUGGAGUGUGAUACCUGCGCUAUAUGCCGGGUUCAAGUAAUGGAUGCGUGUUUGAGAUGCCAGGCUGAGAACAAGCAAGAAGACUGCGUUGAAUUCGCUUUUCAAGGACUACAGAGAACGGCUGGAAUCGGACAACAGCCCUUUAGUUCCCAGGUAAAUGUUGUCAGUAUUCCGAGUUUUUGAAAAACCUCCCACAAAGGAAUAUGCCAAAAAAGGGGCGAGGUUUUCCUUAGAGAAGAGGAAGAGCUGCUGGAGUAGUGUUUGGUUAUCAGAGAUUGUAAACAUUUGACUGAGCUGUGCGCUUAAUUACCUCCACUUUCAUCACAGUCCUACAGCUGGUAAUAAGAAUUCAACUACACACAUUAUAAGAUAAAUGACGGUCAAAUAAAAAUUUUACGAAACGUCCUUUGAAGUCCUGCUUGAAAAUGUCUCCUUGUCAAUCUGCUUGUUUUAUUAUCCAACUCGGGUCCAAUAUAAAAAGGCAAAACUAACGGUUCUGUUAUUAAUGUUAAUAAAUAUAACCGGUCUGACCCAAUCGGUGCGGUGUCUUUUCCCUCACCAUAGUAGGAAUAAAUAACGAUCUGUUACACUUCAAUCGAUCAGCAUGUGUUUAACUGAUGUUUUGUUUAGAGGGACAGCUGUGAACAACAGACUUGAAAUAUGUGGAAUAUAAAGCUAGAAAAUGAACAUCCAUUGUUAAAAACCCCCAAAACAUAAUCAAAGAUUCUAAAACAGCAAAAGAAUGGCUCCUUUUACUGUGUGAUGAACUUGGUUUGUUUAUUGUUUCAUACUGUUGUAUGAGGUCUACUUAUGACGUUUGCAUGGUUUUUACCUUAAAAAACAUCAAAAUCAAUAAGUAAUAGGCUAUUUUCUACCCAGGUUUUGAAGCCAGCUCUGCAAAUGCUUCGUUUUAAUGGGCGUGCUCCAUUGAAAACAUAACGUUAGGUUACACAUUAGCACCAUUCGCACAAGAUUAGCAUUAUCUGGGGACCUCCUGUGAUUUAAAAAUGACCUCCCCACCUCAGUAUGUCAUGUGACGCAUUCGCACGGGAUGAUUUUACUCAAAUUUACUGAUUUAUUUCCCGGAUGGGAUGGCAAGGCUUUGCUUAUAGUUUGUAUAGCCUAUAGUUGUAUUGCGUUUAAUGAUAUUUGAUCGUACCUGAUCACGUAAGAUCACGUAAUCGCGGGUCUCAAAUGUUGCGAGAGUUUCAAUGAUGAAUAACAUAAAGGGAGACUCCCAGUAACUUACGGAUAUGACCCAGCACCCGAAAUAAUAAACACCCAAAACACUUCAAAACAGCCGCCAUUAUUCGCAAACAGUGGAUAAAACCUUGAAAAAUUAUAUAUGAGCCCGCCAAGUCACAGAGAUUUCACAUAAGAUUGCUCCGAGCAUUGGAUCCAAUAUUGUCGGCACAGCAUUGCUUUUUUUUUUUUUUUACAAACAAACGCUCCAUGUUUUUACCACGUGAGCUGGAAUGUCUUUAAAACAAAGAAUGUAACCCCGCAUUCCUUAUAUCGGAAUCCGAAGGAAGGUUAUGCAGAGCCUGUAUUCUUCCACAACAAGGGAUGGCACAAACGGCAUGUUUGAUUAUUGCUUGCUCGCUCUACCUGGUUUCACGUCACUUGUGUCACUUCAGAAUUGUCAUGCAGGAACCAGUGGGCGGGCUAGAGAAGAAGUCGUUGAUAUUCUUUCUGUGGAGGUGGUGUUCAACCUAUCAUAGAUAGGUGCAUUCCAGAACCUGGCAUUCGCUGGGCCUGUUGUCAAUAACAGUUGUAAUCUCAGCGUUUUCAGUACUGACACUCAUGAUGUUCGCGUGAAUAUGAUUCCCUCUAAUAUAACAAAAGCUUGGGUUAAAAUUGUGGUUUUAAUUCAUGGCACCUUUAAGAGGCUCAAAUUAGCGUCUGUGUAUAUCUCACUCUUCUGUCUUGU